Dromiciops gliroides (monito del monte) is the source of this 9671-nucleotide messenger RNA. RefSeq names its product mitogen-activated protein kinase kinase kinase 7 (gene MAP3K7). NCBI's taxonomy places the organism in Eukaryota, Metazoa, Chordata, Mammalia, Microbiotheria, Microbiotheriidae. Bases 343 to 2166 code for a protein of 607 amino acids. The transcript is spliced from 17 exons. Gene Ontology annotation, biological process: JNK cascade; protein phosphorylation; positive regulation of canonical NF-kappaB signal transduction. Gene Ontology annotation, molecular function: MAP kinase kinase kinase activity; ATP binding; magnesium ion binding. The record is from RefSeq and is a predicted model, not a curated record.
UCCCUCUCCCUCCGAAGCCUGUCUUUUCUGUUAUUGCUCCCAGAAUACAGCGCGCCAGGACCACAGGGCAAAAUCCCGCAGCCUCGCCGCUGCCCCUUCUUCCGGUUUUAGAGCGGAACCGGAUGACCAGAAGGCGGGUCCUCCCCUCCCUGGACCGGAAAUAGCAGUCGAGCCCGAGCCGGGACACGGCCUCGGCCGCUACCUCCACCACGGCUCCCCGGGCCCCUGGGUCCCCGGACUGUCGGUGUCCGGGCUGAAGGUCGGUCCGGACGACGGAGGACACAGACCUCCGGACUGUCGGGGCGGCCUCCUGACGGGGCUCCCCGGCUGCCGAGAGGAAUCAUGUCUACAGCCUCCGCAGCCUCCUCCUCCUCCUCCUCUUCGGCGGGUGAGAUGAUCGAGACCCCCUCGCAGGUCCUCAACUUCGAAGAAAUCGACUAUAAGGAGAUCGAGGUGGAAGAGGUUGUUGGAAGAGGAGCCUUUGGAGUGGUAUGCAAGGCUAAAUGGAGAGCAAAAGAUGUGGCCAUUAAACAAAUAGAAAGCGAAUCUGAGAGAAAAGCCUUUAUUGUAGAGCUUCGGCAAUUGUCCCGUGUAAACCAUCCAAAUAUUGUGAAGUUAUAUGGAGCCUGUUUAAAUCCAGUAUGCCUUGUAAUGGAAUAUGCUGAAGGAGGCUCUUUAUAUAAUGUGCUACACGGUGCCGAGCCCUUGCCAUACUACACUGCUGCCCACGCGAUGAGCUGGUGUUUACAGUGUUCCCAGGGAGUGGCGUAUCUUCACAGUAUGCAACCAAAAGCUCUAAUUCACAGGGACUUGAAACCACCCAAUUUGCUGCUGGUUGCUGGGGGGACAGUUCUAAAAAUCUGUGAUUUUGGUACUGCCUGUGACAUUCAGACACACAUGACCAACAACAAGGGAAGUGCUGCUUGGAUGGCACCUGAAGUUUUUGAAGGUAGCAAUUACAGUGAAAAAUGUGAUGUCUUCAGUUGGGGUAUUAUCCUUUGGGAAGUAAUAACCCGUCGGAAACCUUUUGAUGAGAUUGGUGGUCCAGCUUUCCGCAUAAUGUGGGCUGUUCAUAAUGGUACUCGACCCCCACUGAUCAAAAAUUUGCCCAAGCCUAUUGAAAGCUUAAUGACCAGGUGUUGGUCAAAGGAUCCUUCACAACGACCUUCCAUGGAGGAAAUUGUGAAAAUAAUGACUCACUUGAUGCGGUACUUUCCAGGAGCAGAUGAGCCAUUGCAAUAUCCUUGUCAGUAUUCAGAUGAAGGACAAAGUAACUCUGCCACAAGCACAGGUUCAUUCAUGGACAUCACUUCUACAAAUACCAGUAAUAAGAGUGACACUAAUAUGGAACAGAUUCCAGCAACAAAUGAUACCAUUAAGCGCUUAGAAUCAAAAUUGUUGAAAAAUCAAGCCAAACAACAGAGUGAUUCUGGGCGUUUAAGCAUGGGAGCAUCUCGAGGAAGCAGUGUGGAAAGUUUGCCACCAUCAUCAGAGGGCAAGAGGAUGAGUGCUGACAUGUCUGAAAUAGAAGCAAGAAUAGCUGCUACCACAGCCUGUUCCAAGCCUAAACGGGGCCAUCGUAAAACUGCUUCAUUUGGCAACAUUCUGGAUGUCCCUGAGAUCGUCAUAUCAGCUGGCAACGGACAGCCAAGGCGUAGAUCCAUUCAAGACUUGAGUGUUACUGGAACAGAACCCAGUCAGGUGAGUAGUAGGUCAUCCAGUCCUAGCGUCAGAAUGAUCACUACCUCAGGACCAACUUCUGAAAAGCCAACAAGGAGCCAUCCCUGGACCCCUGAUGAUUCCACAGAUACUAAUGGAUCAGAUAACUCCAUCCCAAUGGCAUACCUUACAUUGGAUCACCAGCUACAGCCACUAGCACCAUGCCCAAACUCCAAAGAAUCCAUGGCUGUGUUUGAACAGCAUUGUAAAAUGGCCCAAGAAUACAUGAAAGUUCAAACAGAAAUAGCAUUACUGUUACAGAGAAAGCAAGAACUAGUAGCAGAACUGGACCAGGAUGAAAAAGACCAGCAAAAUACAUCUCGUCUGGUACAAGAACAUAAAAAGCUUUUAGAUGAAAACAAAAGUCUUUCUACGUACUACCAGCAAUGUAAAAAACAAUUAGAGGUCAUCAGGAGUCAACAACAAAAACGGCAAGGCACUUCAUGAUUCCCUCAGACGUUGGAUUUGAAAAUCAUGCACAGAAAGACUUUUUUGAGGGGGAAAGGGAAACAUUAAUACUUAUAAUUCAUGAGUGUUAGCUUCUUGAUGUGUUCUGAAUGCCUACUCCCUAUAUUUGCUGCAUUUGUUACAUCAUUUAUUUUCCUAUUCUUCUGGUGGACAUUCAGUUCAACAGUCUUGUUGAAUAACAUGGGACAUCCAUGACUUGAAUAAGCAGCAGAACUCAGCAUUAAGGCAGAUACAGUGAACCAUGACUAUACGUGCAUGCUUAUUGUAUGAAGGCUAGCCUGAUAGAAAGAGGAGGUGGGUUAAAAUGGCUGCUAUUAUGCAAGAUCUUCUUGGUUUUCAUAUUAGGAUGUUACCUCAGUAAGAACAAAACAAAAACUUGGAGAAUAGUUUUGUUCUUGUAUCUCAUCUCAAGCAAAUUUAAGAUAUCACUUUUAGAUGAAAAGAAGCAUUGUCCCAAGUUUAAAGACAAAGUGCUGUCCUAGAAUAAUUGGUGAUACAUUGCAGAGACAUUUGACCCUUAGGAAUGAUGUAAAAUGGAAGGUAAUCUGAUGUCAACACCCCUGCCUUAGUGAUUUCCUUCUGUAAGAUUUUUGGAGGUAAGUAAGCAGCUAUUGCUUCAUUUUAGAAAAGGAGCGGUUUGGCCUUGCCUUAUUGAACUGCAGUUUGAUAGCGAUACAGUAAGCAAAAUGUCUCUUUUUAAUGUUUUUAAUUAAGUGUGAUUGUGUGGAUGCAUGGGUUGAAACCUUAGAACUGUUGUGUCUCUCAUAUCUCUUAAAUUGCAACUCAAAGGCUAAUGAAAAUGAUCCUUCUUAAAUGAUCAUUCCUUCCACUGCAAUAUUUGCCUAGUUUUAAUACAGUAUUUUCAAAAGGCAUGGAAAAAGAAGCAGGAUUCCUCACAAAUGCAAUGAGUUCUUCUGGCAUGAAAGACUUGGACUUGGUAGAGAAGGAAUCCACUAAAUGAGGAAUAAAAGCUAGAAAAUCAAGAGGGAAGUAAAGUUAGGAAGUAAAAGCAAACAGUAUCCUAUCAUUGAGCACUCUCUGUAUUCCAGUGAUGUGAAUGAUGCCAACUCCAAGCAAGCCUAUCCUAGAGUGAAUGCCUGCUGCUGCCUUUUUGCUUGAAGAGAAAAGGAGCCACACUUCAUCACCUAGAAAUGUGUGUGUGUGUGUAUGUGUGUGCAUGUGUGUGUGUGUGUGUGUAUGAGUAUCCUUCAUUGCCUACAAUCAUGUGGAUAGAAAUAACUUUGAGAUAAUAAUAAAAGAUUAUGGAGCACUUAGAAUUUCUACAGCCUAGUAAUAUCUUUUCAUCUGACAUUAAAGUCAGCCCAUUGGAUAAGAUGUUAUUCUCAAAUUAUGAACACAUUUGUAUUUUCUGAGGAGAACAUUUUUAAAAUAACAGGUUGCCGUGUUGUCAAAUUCCAAAAAGAUAAUUGAAACUUUUAUUGGGGGUGUUUAGUUGUUUGGCUUUAUUUCAAAUGAGCAUUUAGUCUUAAUAUCAGAAUUGUUGAUUAAAAUAUGAGUCAUAAAAAGGACAUUUAUUUUCUUCCAUUUUCUCUUCCCACUAAGCUUCAUGGUAUGUGUUUUUGUGUGUACAUGUGUGUUUAUGUGCACAGGCAUUUAUAUGUAUGUAAGAGAAUAGGUAUUAUAAAGAAUGAAGGAUGAUUUGUUACUAAAGAAUUAUUUUUAGCUUAAAUCUAUUGUUGGGAAGUCUCUGGAAGCUAAAAUUUUCACUUUUUAAAUAAAGGGAGGGUUAUCAUUCUCAAAUAAUUUGAUUAGCUAGCUGAAACUGAUAUUGGGAUCAACUUAAGGGCACACAUAUUUAUAGCAAAAUGUAAUUGGCAGAGAAAAUAACUGUAGAAUUAUGAAUAGCACAGUUAUCCAAAGCAUUGCUGCUUUCAUACAUUUGUCUGUUUACCAAAAUGGACUCGGUCUAUGAUCAGUCAUUUUCAUAACAUGUUUCAAAGCAUGAUGCAUAGCAGCAUGGAUGUGAAGGCAUUAUUUUACCUGCAUGGUUGAUAUUUGCAGAUGUCAGAUCAUAUCUCAGGAUAUCAACUGGUUAUUGCUCUAUCACAUCACUAUCUAUAUAUAAAAGAGGAAAUUGAAGUUCUUUAGCUUAUGUGAAGGUCAUGCUAGUUUGAGGACAUGGUACAUAAUUCAGAUGGCCAUUUAGAGCAGUUGCUUCUUUGUUUACAGUCAACUCGUAUUUUUAAGUACUGUAGUUUUCCUAUACAUUAAGUGAAAUUCAACUUGUUUAGUUCUUAAGUAGUUUGUAUUGCCAGUCUAAAGUUAUAUGCGUUUAUUUGUUGGGUUUUGUUUGUUUUUUAACAAGGGAGUAAAGACAAUGACUAUUUAUCCUUGGUAAUGGGGGACAGGGAUAAAUGGCAUUGAUCAUUUGAAUCCCUAGAUAAUUCCCAAACUUCAUGUUAACCAAUCUCUUCAACGUACUCUCACUUCAAACUUUUAAAUGGAAUUUUAUUAAGAAGCCAAAUUUAAUUAAUUCUACUUUUUACCUUCUUCCUUGACCAUCAUAGAUGGAUGGGGUUUGAGAAGGAAGGAAAGCAAGAAUUCUAAUCUACCAACUAAAAUCAGCCCUUGGUUACGAAAAGUUGGUUCUCCCUAUGUAACAUCUGCCUACCUUAAAAAGACCUGUGAAGAAAAAAUAUUUUGUUCCUCUAAGAUCUAUGCAGUAGCAAUGACUUUUGAGUUAAACAAAAAUCAACCACCAGUAUUUUCUUUAUAGCAACAUUAGCAUGUUCAGAAGGCUUUUGUUAUACAGUUGUUUACAAAUGUUGUACUUGUCUUUUGUUUAAAUAUUUUGGCAUGUUGACUAUUUUUCAUAUUACUCUUAUGUUUCUAAUUAAAGUUAUCCCUCCAUAUAUUCAUAGAGGUGAAGAAUCUAUUUUUUUCUCUUCCUCACCCCUUUUUAAAUUCUGAUUUUCACCUCCCUGUUUUCUGCCUUAAAAAGGUAAUGAAUUCAACUUAUAUUUUCAGAAUUUUUAUGUAAGAUAUUGUAUAAUGCCAAUAUGCUCCUGUAUUCUAUAUGAUUCUAACCCCUUCCCAAAAUGCUUUUUUAGAUUUAUUUUUUGUUUUUGAUGAAAAAUUGAAGAUUGUAAUUCAAAACUUGUAUAUAAAAUGGCAAAUGAUUUCAUAUGAUAUAGGAAUGAGCUGUGUGGCUUUCUGCUGCAACAGUGUAUUUACCUUACACAAAAUAUAAUAAAAACUGAAAACUUUCAGUAUCCUUGUAGUACCCCCCUGUACUAACUAACUUAUUGUUUAGAGCAGUUCUGUGCUGGGGGUAGGGGUUGGAAGCUAUUGUGUAUUACCUAUUCCAGUUAAAGAUUCUUUUAAUCAAUGGAUUGUAUCUUUUUAAUAACCCCCAUGAAUCCUGAAUGAAUGACUCGCUGUUUUCUUUGUCUCUAGGUGAUCGUUUUCUUAAUAGGAAAACUGCUUUCCUCUGCCACCAGAUGCUUCCGUCAGACUUUUCAACAAACCUUUGUCAUAAUAUCUAUCCCAUUUUCUCCUGAUUCCCACACCUACCCUCCACCCAUCAUAUACAUAUACUGCUUACACAUUCAUAUCUGUUUCUUCUCUCUACCCCAUACAUUCUUUUUUUUUUUUUUUUUUGGUGAGGCAAUUGGGGUUAAGUGACUUGCCCAGGGUCACACAGCUAGUAAGUGUUAAGUGUCUGAGGCCGGAUUUGAACUCGGGUACUACUGACUCCAGGGCCGGUGCUCUAUCCACGGCGCCAUCUAGCUGCCCCUACCCCAUACAUUCUUACAAGGCAAAUCCAUUCAGAGUGGCCUCUUGGCUAUUUGGGAUAAUGCCAAAUUGGUCUUAGUCCGCUUCAAUCAAGUAUUUUAGUGUGUUGAACUGUUGCACCCUUCAGAAUGACUUCAACCUUCUACUUUUACUCUUUUAGGUGAAACUUCUCCCUGUAUCUUACACGUGUGUAUGUGUGCGCAUGCACGCACGUGUGCACACGCACACACACAAAUCUGGUAAUAAAUUGAUAUAUUGACCAAGAAUGGCAAGCUUCCAUACUAAGUGAUGAUGAGAUUCUGUAAUUAGUAGACACUGGGGCAUCACCUUUUAAGUUUUUACUCAUUUAAAAACAGACAGGGAUUUUAAAAUUAAACCUUUUUUAGUCUUUAUUAUUUCAUAGCAAUUUUAAAAUAAUUGCUGUCUUCUAAAAGAAGACAUUUUUGGCAAAAGAUGCAGACAUGUUUACAAGACCUGGUAGUUAUAUGAAAACUGGGCAUUUUAUAAAUAUCUGAGGAUAUUUAAUUUAGUCCUAGAGUCUGUGAAGCAUAGAAUCACAGGAAUUUUUUGAGAAGUUCCUUAUUGGAAAUCAUUUUGUUUAUCCCUUCAUUUUACAGGUGAGGAAACUGAGGUCCAAAGGGAUUAACUACAUGAUUUUGUGCAGGUCACUUGAUUAAUGGCAAAUCUGAGAUUAGAAGCCAGGUAUCCUGACUACCAAUGCAGUAUAAAUUCUUAAUACUCCACACAGAGUUCUUUGCUUUUGAUGUGUUACACAAAGGGUAGUUAAAACCCCGUCAUCUAUAGUAAGGUAAGUAAACACAUCUGUUUUUUAACCAUAGAAAUGCAAAGUUGGUGGUUCACUGCAAGUUUCCUAGUGAAGAGAAUAAUAAAUGAAUUCAACAAGCAUCUAUUCUGUCCACAGCCCUGUGCUAGGCACAGAGAGUGGGGUGAGAAGUUAACAGAGUUCAAAUAAAAUAAUCCUUGACCUCAUGAGGCCUGCAGUCUAUAGAUAAAAACAUCACUAUAAUGUCUAAUUUUAUAUUUAUAUAUGUAAGUUGCAAAAUAAUAUCAAGAUGAAUAGGGGGUGUUAAAUAACUGUUUAUAGGAACUUAGAGCUAGAAGGGAUAUUUGAGGUUGUCUGGUCCAGCCCCCUCAUUCCACAUUUGAGGAAACAGAACCAGAGAAGUUGACUUGUCCAGAUUAGACUGGUAGUAUCAGCUCAUUUGAAUUCAUGUUUUCUCACUCCUUAAUCCAGCACUUUACUGUGCCAUGCUGCCUCCUUUUGAUUGAAUAGAAAGGAUUACUGAUUUUCAGGUUAUUUGAUCGCUUUUACAAAUCAUUACACUAGAAGGUGUCAAACAUGCAGCUCACAACACUCCCAAGUACAGUCUGAACCACUGUUGGGAAUAUUGGAGGAAAUUGGGAAAUAUUUACUCAAAUAUAAUAAAACAUGUAAUGUUAAUAUGUGGCUUUCUAAGUCAUUCUCUGUGCCUGCAAUGAUCCUUAUGUGCAAUUUAGUGGUACCCAUUUCCAUCUUUUAAUUCUUUCCUUGUUAUCUCAUUCUGGGCAUAAAAAAGGGACAUCAUUCAGAAUUUUUAUAUUCAAUGAAAGCUCAUCUUUAACUAUAGGGCAACACUUCUGUCUAUCACCAGCACUGUAUUUGUUCAGAUGGCUCUUAACUCCACCCCAACCUUCCUCAAUUCAUGCUUCGAGCCAGCACUGGAAAUUUGUUGCUUUUCAGGCAAUAAAUAAAUUUAGGGGAGUAGACCCUUAAGCUUCUUGAUUUUUUUCUCCUCCACAACAAAAGAGGCUCCAGUUCCUUUUCUCCUGUCUUCUAGCCUGGCCAGCCUCUUCUCAAUGGCCUCUACAGAUCAGGUGAACUGAGACCCAGUAUAACCUUAUAGACUUGUAAAAGUAGGCCAAGCCUAUCUGAUGAGUCUCAGCCAGCCACAUAGGACUUUCAAAUGUUUUGUUGUUUUUUGUGGGGAAAUCAGUGUUAAGUGAAUUGCCCAGGGUCACACAGCUAGUAAGUGUCAAGUAUCUGAGGCUGGAUUUGCGUCCUUCUGACUCCAGGGCCAGUGCUUUAUCCACUGCACCACCUAGCUGCCCCUUGUAUAGCUAGCUGUUUUAAUGGAUAAUACUCUCCUAAUAAACAGGGUAGAUCUCUAGGUUCUCUCUGGGCCCACCUCUUUCUAUUCCUCUCUUAGUGAUUUCAAGAAUGUCCAUGGGUUCAAUUAUCUCUAUGGAGAUGACUCUCAGACAUAUAAAGAUUUAUAUCCAACCCUGUUCUCUCCUGAGCUUCACUUUUACAUCAGCAGCUCUUGUUUUGGAGAUUUCCAAUUUUUUUUGGAUUUUCCCAUAGGUGUCCCCCAUCAAAAAUGCCCCAAAUAACUCACCCGGCCUUUAUAACUUCUCCAUUUCUGUCAAGGGCACCACUAGAUUUCUCAGUCUCUCAGUUUUGUGUCCUCAGUCAUCCUUUCCAUUUCUUAUUCUCCCUCAUCCCACAUAUCCAGUCAGUUGCCAGGUCUUGUCAAUUCCAUCUCCACAACAUCUCUAACAAUGAAUCACUUUACUCACACAGCUACUGUCCUUUUCUAAACCUUCACCACCUCUCACCUAAACUAUUUAAAAGCCUCUUAAUUGAUUUGCCUACUUCAAAUAAGCACAUGACGGGACAAGCCUCCCCACAGCUACCAAAGUAAUAUUCCUAAACUAUAAUUCUGCCUAUGUCACUAACCUGCUUAGCAAGGUGGUACAGCGGAUAAAGUGGAGUCAAGAAGACCUAAGUUCAAAUAUGGCCUCAAAUUCAUUAGCUAUGUUACCCUGGGCAAGUCACUUAACCUCCAUUUCCUUAUCUGUAAAAUGUAGAUAAUAACACCUACCUUCAGGUUUGUGAAGAUCAAAUAAGAUAAUUAUAAAGUGCUUAGCACAAUGCCGGGCACAUAGUAAGUGCUAUAUAAAUGUUAGCUAUUAUUAUAAUACAACCUUGGCUCCCUACUGCCCCUUACACCAAAUUCAAAUGUCCACAUUUGGUUUUUAAAGCCCUUCACAGUCCAGUGCCUGCCUACCUCCCCAGACUCAUUUCUCAUUACUUCACACUAUUGUUCAGCCAAACUGACCUAUUUGUUUUUCCUCCUGGAUUACAUCCCAUUUCCUUUCUCCACAGGUUAGCCCCCAUGCCUCCAAUGUACUCAUCACCUCAACCCCUUUAAAUCUCUAGCUUUCUCCAACACCCACCUCAAGCACCAUUUCCUCUGUGAAGCUUUUCCUAACCCCCUCAACUACUAUUGCCUUCUCCCAGUCAUGCCCUUCCCCAAAAAUUGUAUUUACUUUGUAUAUGUAUUAUUUUCUUAUAUGUGUACAUAUUUAUCUGAAGUGAAUACCAGUUUCUUAAGGGCAGGGAUCUUUUUUUUUUUUUAGUUUGUUUAGUUUGUUUCUCUUAAUCUUUGUUACCAAAGUAGUACCUAGGACAGUGCCUGGGAAGUAUCAGGCUUCGUGCCUACUCAAAUAACCCCAUUUUCCAUCCACAUCAGCCUAUUUGUUCCUGGAACAGCACAUUCCAUUUCCCACUUCCAUAACUUCCCACCAACAAUCUGCCACAAGGAGAAAGUUACAUAUCUCCAUGUCUGCCCUCAAGGAACCCCUAGCUCCCUUCAAGGCUUAGCUCAAGUUCCACCUCCUACAAGAGACCUUUCCUGAUUCCUCUAAUUGUUAAUGCCCCCCCCCCC